AUGUCGCGCGUCACCCUGAUACCGAAGCUGGAGGCGGUGACGGUUUACGGUGACCGCGCUCAGCUGACCUUCUCUGCGCCAGUGGCGCUCAAGCCCUCCGCGAGCAUUGUGGCGGUUGUGGAAAACAUUGAGCAAUGGGGCGAUGUGGACUGGGCCACGCUCCAGGUGCGCAUUGGCGAGGCGACGGACCCUACUGUGGCUGCUGCGGUGCUGCUGCAGAAUAUCAGCCCCGUGCGUGAGACGGUGAGGCAGGACGUGCGCGCGGAUGUGCAGCGGCAGAAAGACGUGAUCAAGCGGAUCGAGGAGGAGCAGUGCGCGUGCGAGGAAGGCAUUGCCGCACUGGAGGAGUCGUGCAAGCACCUUGAGCGGAUCAAGAGCUUUGUAAACUCCGCGGGCCGCGGCGACUGCGCUGUGCCGCCAGAGAGCGCGGGGCACCUGCAGGCGUACAUGCAGGACCCUGUGAAGUGGGGCGCGAUGGCGUCAUUCUUUGCGACGCGGCGUGCCGCGGCGCAGCGCGGGCUCGUGGAGCUGAAGACGAAGUUGGCGGAUGUGGAGAAGCGACUGGAGGACGCGCAGCAGCGGCUGAGUGACCUCGGCGGGGACAGCGGCGUUCGACUGCACACAAAGAGCGCGCUGGAGGCGACGCUUGUGGUGGGUGCGGGUGUCGCUAGCGGGACGAAGGUGGUGGUAGAGCUGUCGUGCGUUGUGAGCGGCGCGGGGUGGUCGCCACUGUACGACCUGCGCGUGAACUACGCGGAGUCGAAGCUGGAGGUGCUCUACUCCGCGAACGUGCACCAAUGCACAUCGCUAGACUGGGAAAAGGUGCGACUGCGACUGAGCACUGCAACGCUGCAUGCUGGCGCGUCGCCGCCGCCGCUGUGGCCGCGCUGGUCGAUCUCGACGCGGCCGCCGGCGCCCGCGAUGGGCGCGGUGCGCGGUGGGCCUAUGGCGCGCAGGAGGAUGGGCGCGAAUUUGAUGUUGUUAACUGCGGCGAGUAUGGAUAGCUGCGCUGCUCCUGUCGCGCCGGUGGUGGAGGCGGCGUGUGUGGUGGGCUGCGGGUCGUCGUCGAAUGCGACGGUGUACGCGAUUCCGGGUCUUGCGACGGUGCGGCACAACAACGCGGACGUGAAGGUGACCGUGGCGCGUGAAACGUUUCCUGCGCGGCUGCGUUUUGUGUGCGUACCGAAGGUGGACCCGCUGGUGCAUCUGAGCGCGACUGCUGUGAACGCGACGGACUACGAGUUCAUUGCGGGCCCAUCGAAGGUGUUCUACGGCAACACAUUUGUGAACCAGUCGCAGCUGGGGCACGUGUCGCCUGGCGAGGAGUUCGAGGUGUCGCUUGGGACGGACGAGACCGUAAAGGUAAGCCGGACGCUUGUGCGGCGUGCGGAGUCGGAGAAGACGUCCGUGUUCUCGAGCACAAAGUCGCAGCUGAGGUACCACUACGCGUACACAGUGGAGUGCUUCGCACUGCCGAGCGGUGUACCAGUGACGGUUGUGGUGAAGGACAACUACCCCGUCUCGGAGGACGCGGAUGUCGAUGUGGUGCUCGAGCAGCCGACGGCCACAGCGGCUGGUGAGAACCUGUGCUCUGUUAAGGGAGAGACGGUGACGGUGGAUGAGGACACGCACGAAGUGGCGUGGUCCUUCUCGAUGGCGAAGCAUGAGAAGAGGAACUUUGACAUGGUAUUCGUGGCAAGGCACCCAGUGAAGACGCCGGUCUUUGGACUGAAGUGA
Leishmania mexicana MHOM/GT/2001/U1103 is the source of this 1737-nucleotide messenger RNA. RefSeq lists its product as hypothetical. Bases 1 to 1737 code for a protein of 578 amino acids. The transcript has a single exon. Lineage: Eukaryota; Euglenozoa; Kinetoplastea; Trypanosomatida; Trypanosomatidae. The record is from RefSeq and is a predicted model, not a curated record.